Molecule: messenger RNA, 1146 nt
Organism: Talaromyces atroroseus
Lineage: Eukaryota; Fungi; Ascomycota; Eurotiomycetes; Eurotiales; Trichocomaceae
Exons: 3
Coding region: 1-1146 (381 amino acids)
Source: RefSeq, a predicted model, not a curated record
AUGAGGUUCCUCACAGUCCGCAUCGUCGCAAUCCGCGUCAUCACAGUUCACAUCAGAGCACACUGUCGAGGAGAUUUCGCAGUCAACGAAGCCAUCACAAACCGACGAGCAGUUGAGCGAACAGUCGUCGUUGUUGCAACAAUUUUCGUCUACCUUGCAGGCCAUGUCUCCGGUGUGGUGGACAUCAUCACAGUGCCAUUGAUCGGACGGCGGAAGCAUGGGAAAUUUUGCCGAGAUGUCAUCGAACGCAUCCCAAUGACAGUCGAGGCAGAAAUCGCCAGGCUCUUGGGACGACAUGGUGUCGGAGGAGAAAAAGAGCGCGGAGAGAAUCCUGCGCUUAGACACAGCCUCCCCAGGCAGGCACUCUGGCGAGGGGGCAUGGUGGUGAGAAGCAAAAGCAAAAGCAGGAGCGAGGAGCAAAAAGAGCGGGAGCCAAUCAGCUGCACGUCGCAUUCGAUGUCCGCCAAUCAGCGCCGGGCUCAAAGCGAGCAUCUCCAACAAACACCAUUGGCUCUUUGCGAAAUCAAGAGCUAUGCAGCCCUGAUUCUCUGUUUCACUAGAGAGAUUAUGAGGCUAAUCAGGACGGAUGUUGCUGUGUAUGCGUUGUUGGAAGGAAGGGGUGUCCUGAUGCUUAUCACGUGGCCCCCGCAGCUUCCCGGCCAAGCCAGCCUGCGUUUCUUGUGCUGUGCGCAUGCCAUUUUCUCUCCAUCCCCGCUCCUCGCUCCAUCGGGAGUGCCUUUGGCUUUCUUUUUGUCACAAAUAACUAGGAAGGAAAUGGGGAACAUCUGCUCCAAGUCGGCUAACCAGCCCGACGACUCGUUCUCGCAGCCAGGCCGUGUUCUCGGCUCGUCAACCGCAAGCCCACCUGCUCGCGCACCAGUGCCCAGCAAUGCUCCAUCACAAAGCCCUGGAAGGACACUGGGAGGUGUGCCGUCAUCGGGAGAUACCGGUGACGCCAGAAGUAAAGCCGCCGAGGCGGCUCAGAAGCGUGCCGAAACACUCAGUGCGUCCAGUAAAGGGAAACUAGGGAGUCAGCUAGCCGCGCAAAAGGCUCAAACGCAGUCGCAGACACUGAAUGAGGCCAGUCGCGCAGAACUGCUUGCCAGAAAUGCGGAUAAUGCUGCCGAGACAAGGCAAUGGAACUGA